Toxotes jaculatrix (banded archerfish) is the source of this 1398-nucleotide messenger RNA. RefSeq names its product sosondowah ankyrin repeat domain family member Ab (gene sowahab). The record is from RefSeq and is a predicted model, not a curated record. NCBI's taxonomy places the organism in Eukaryota, Metazoa, Chordata, Actinopteri, Toxotidae. Gene Ontology annotation, molecular function: protein binding. The transcript has a single exon. Bases 1 to 1398 code for a protein of 465 amino acids.
AUGGCUUUAACUCAAGAAUCUAUAUUGUCAUUUUUGCUGGAACACGGAGGCAAAGUGAAGAACUCGGAGCUGGUGAACAAUUUCAGGAGUCAAAUCAACUGCGGCGAUCCCGCGGAAAAGCUGCACAAUAGAGACCUUUUCAAGAAGUUGGUGAACAGCGUCGCUGUAGUCAAGCAGAUCGACGAGGUAAAGUUUGUGGUUGUGAAGAAAAGGUACCAGGACUUUGUGAAAGAGGGGGCGCAUGAUGCCCCGCAGAAAACGCAGAUGGAUGACAGUUUGUCAAGCCACAAUACGAGCUUUUCCUGCACAUCUCCUGACCGGGCCGAGGCAGCCAGGAUCAUUUACUCAGACAUUGAAAACAAUAAUAUGGGCUAUCCACUGAACAUAAAUGGCAAUUUUUGCGUUGAUGCCAAACAUAUACCGGCGGGGAGUAUGCAGAAAAGAAGGCCGUUAUCCAGAAGCAUUAGUGGUGCGGACACAACCACCGUCAAAGUCCUGAAUAUCUCCGGAGAUCAUGCGAGCAGAGCGGGGAAAUCUGGAGCCGUGUUCGCUGUCAUAGCAGUAAAAUCCCCACCGAGAGACUCUGCACCAGCAGCACAGGGUGGAUUACAUUCCCAAGUGCAUCAGCAUAAGAUUUCAGAUAAACCAGUCCCGCUGGGAACUAAAGUUUCCACACCACCAGUGCAAACUCCGAACUCUAACUAUCCAGCCUGUAAGAAGGAUGCAUUCAGUGAACACCAGGGAAGGAAAACCAGACAGACAGAGGACACGCAACCCCCAAGCUUUCCCCAGGUGAGGCCCCAAAACAAGGCCACAAGACAAACAGAUGAUGGCAAGUACUCUGAAUCUGUGCCUUUGGAGCCAUUAGCUCAUGAGUGGUUGGUAAAGUGUGCUGCUGGUCUGUGGGGGCAAAUCUAUGCUUUGCUACUGCAGGACACACGGUUAGCCCAGAAGAAAGACUUCAUGUCGGGCUUCACAGCACUACACUGGGCUGCUAAGGAUGGGAACAGUGAGAUGGUACAUAAGCUCAUGGACACCUCCAGGAAAAGAGGCACUUACAUUAACAUCAACAGCAAAGCGCAUGGAGGAUACACACCUUUGCACAUCGCAGCCAUACACGGCCACACUGAGGUAAUGGCUUUGCUUGUGCAAAGGUAUGGAGCCAGUGUUAAUGAAAGAGACAAUGCUGGCAAGAAGGCCUUCCACUACCUGGGCAAAGGUGUGUCACCUGAGAUCAGAGCACUUCUGGGAGGACUGCAGCAGAGCAAGUACAAGGAGAAGACCGAAGAAGAAGACUACAGAGAGCACCCGAAAGGCUUCAACACUAUCAGCAAACUGUUCCAGCCUCACAUAGGGAAGAAACAAAAGACAACAACAAAGUUUGCCCAUGACUGGUGA